AUUCACGUGUUGUAGUGUGGGUAGACGCCGCAACGUUCCACUGUCCAAGUGUCCAUCACUAGCAUCAGUCCCGAUUCGGACUGCAAGAUUUUAUUUUAACAUUAACUAAUUUUUUAUCUAAUUAUGGCUGAAGAAUCAAAAAACAAGGAUAGCAUUGAUACCCAAUGUGCUGAGCAGACUGAAGCUCCAGCCACUGAUGCAAAGCAGUUGGAUGCAUCACCUGUCAAAGACAAAACUCAGAACAAUGACACAAAAGAAGAGCCCACUGUGGAUGAGCCCACCUCAGAAGAUAACCCAGCCCCUGAAGAGAAAGUUGAAGCUCCUGCAGAUUCAGUCAACAGUGAGGAUGCAUCAAAAAAUGGAGAGAUCAAUUCUCAGCUCAGAGAUAAAAUAGUCACACAAAUUGAGUACUACUUUGGUAACUACAAUUUACCGCGGGACAAAUUUCUGUCAGCUGAGAUCAAGAAGGACAAUGGCUGGGUCCCCCUCAGCACAAUGACUAAUUUUGCAAGACUGGCUAAGCUCACCAAAGAUUGCAACAUUAUUGCCACUGCCAUUAAGAGCUGUGAAAAUACUUUUAUGGAGGUUGACCCAACUUUGACCAAGAUUCGUCGCAGUGUUGAUGAGCCUCUCCCUGAACUGGAUGAAGACCUGAAGGAAGAGUCUAUCAAGCGAACAAUUUAUUGCAAAGGCUUUCCUAAGGAUGGAUCCGUAACUCUUGAUGAGCUCCUGGAAUACUUCAAACAGUUUGGCAGUUAUGACUCUGUGAAGAUGAGGACAUACAUCGAUAAGACCACCAAUGCCAACGGCUUCAAGGGGUCAGUUUUGGUGGUGUUCAAAACUGCUGAACUUGCUAAGGCAUUUUUAGAACGCCCGCCCACCCAGUACAAAAAACUGUACCUCGUCAAGAAAUGGUUUGCUGACUACCUCGAGGAAAAGAAGAAAGAGAGGGACGAGCGUCUUGCCAAGAAGGCUGCGCGUCUCGCCAAGACUGGUGAAGCAAAUGGAGAGGCCAAAGAAGCCAAGCCACUGGAAGAGGUUGCUCGAGGUUCGUUCUUGCUGGUGUCAGGCUUCAAGGAAAACACGUCGCGGGAGGACAUCAAAAACGCCAUUUUUGAUCUGACGCACGACUGCGCUUUUGUGGACUUCAGGCGCGGUGAAGACAAAGCUUAUGUCCGCUUCACUCAGGCGGGCACUAACCAACAAAUGCUAACGGCACUGCAGGGCAAUCUCAAGGUGAACGGUGCUGAUGUGACGCUGAGCCUCGUGGAGGGCGAGGAAGAGGACGCGCAGAUCAAGAAGGCCAACGAAGCGAGGCACCGCGCAGUGGCCUCAGGUCAGCAGCAAGGCAAGAAGAGGCGGGGAGGCUUUGGUGGACGAGGAGGCCGCAGCAAACGUCAGCGUAGAUAAUUGUUAAUCUUAGCUGUCUUUCAAUGAUCGGGUAAAGAUACCCAUUUUUUUCCGGCUGUCAUGUAGUGUUAAUCUUGGCUGUCUUUCAAUGAUCGGGUAAAGAUACCCAAUUUUUUCCGGCUGUCAUGUAGUGUUAAUCUUGGCUGUCUCUAAAUGAUCGGGUAAAUUUACCUAAUUUUUUCCGACUCCUGACAUGCAGUGCAACAAUUUUAUUAGAUUGUCGGGAUAGGGCAUUAGAAAUCCAAUGUUAUGAAGAUAGCAAUCUCGGCAGUGUUUUUCUUGCUUUUAAUUUAGUGAUGACCAAUGAAAUACAAGUUCAAUUCAAGCACACGCCGAACAAGUGCUUCUUUUUCCAUUACUGACAAGAUCAAAGCGGUGUGUUUAUUUUGUUCACAAUUUAUCUACCACCUCCUUGAUUGCGGCAUGAAUGCAAUUCGUGAUAAUUA
This is a messenger RNA of Hyalella azteca, 1856 nucleotides long. It is a transcript of the gene La, whose product is annotated as la protein homolog. Gene Ontology annotation, molecular function: RNA binding. Gene Ontology annotation, cellular component: ribonucleoprotein complex; cytoplasmic stress granule; nucleus. The transcript is spliced from 8 exons. The coding region runs from base 124 to 1410 and encodes 428 amino acids. Gene Ontology annotation, biological process: RNA processing; positive regulation of translation. Lineage: Eukaryota; Metazoa; Arthropoda; Malacostraca; Amphipoda; Hyalellidae. The record is from RefSeq and is a predicted model, not a curated record.